Pelobates cultripes (western spadefoot toad) is the source of this 1444-nucleotide messenger RNA. NCBI's taxonomy places the organism in Eukaryota, Metazoa, Chordata, Amphibia, Anura, Pelobatidae. The record is from the annotation of a GenBank genome assembly.
AUGAGCAUCUUGCAGUUUGUUUGUUGCAGCAGGAACAAUCAAGCAGACUAUCUUAAUGUCACAGAUCAUCGGCUACAUCAGCUCAUACAGCACACAGAAAGUGAUGCAACUUUGCAAGCACUGAAGUCUAUAGUUCUAAAGGGGGGGCCAGAUGAAAAGGAAUAUUGUGAAGGAAUAUUGGUCCUUCAGAGACGAGAUCAGCAUACAAAAUGGUAUCUUGUACAAAGGUCCAAGGGUCAUAGUGCCAAAGUCACUAAGAGCAGAGAUGUUAUUGCGCAUACACUUAAGCCACAUCGGAGGUGAGGCUUGCUACAGACAAGCUUGUGAUACUCUUUACUGGCCAAACAUGCAAGGUGAAAUCAAACACUUUGUCAGCAAUUGUCCCACUUGCAAUGAAUAUGCACACUUGCAACAAAAAAAAACCAUGAUGUCACAUGAGAUACCUACACGUCCUUGGCAGAUUGUUAGCAUGGACUUAUUCAACUAUGCUGGAAAAGAGUAACUGCUCUUAGUCGAUUAUUACUCAGACUUCUAGGAAAUUGAACUGCUUCCUGACCUGUCCACUGAAACUACAAUUAAGCGAUGCAAGGCACAAUUUGCACGUCAUGGCCAACCAACUAAAGUGAUUUCUGAUAAUGGUCCUCAGUUUGCAAGUUUACAGUUCAGGAAAUUUGCUACUGAAUGGGAGUUUGAGCAUGUGACUUCUUCACCACGUCAUCCACAAGCUAAUGGCAAAGCUGAAUCUGCUGUGAAAAUAGUGAAGACCCAUGGAUGGUAAAGACCUAUGGAAAGCCAUCUUACAUUAGAGAAACACUCCAACAGAGGGUAUGGAUAGUAGUCUGGCACAGAGACUGAUGUCAAGGAGAUUAAAGACCUCCUUACCAGUAGCCAACAAGCUACUUGAACCCUCUGUGAUACAAGGUGUACCAGAAAAGUUAUGACUUAAGAGGCAAGUGUUCAAGGCUAGAUAUGACCCAUCUGCUAGGGAUUUACCAUAACUGAAUAUUGGGGAACAAAUCUGUAUGAAACCGCUUCCUGUGGAUCGAACAGGUCGCUGGAGAAUGGGAACCUGUCUGCAAAAGGUUGCACCACGUUCUUAUCUUGUGGAUAUCGAAGGAACUCAUACCAACGCAAUCAUGCGGAUCUGCAAGUGGCCGAGAAGCCCGAUUCUCAAUAUCCAGUUGACAAGCCAGACACACCUGGUAUUCCAAGGACACACUCACAUGUCGGCAGUGAAGAGUGUACAGAAGUGAUACCACAGACUAGUACUAAUGACAGCCCUGAGCAAGCAGGACUUGACAGCAGUCAAGUUCAAAGCAUGCCAGUAAGUGGUGGGAAGAGUCUAGUAACCUCAGAGAGGGCUAAAAGACUAUUUGCACAACCUGAACCAGUCUUCACUCGUAGUGGCAGACAUUCACAACAACCUGAGAGACUGAACCUCUAA